GUUUUAAAACAGUGACUAAUCCAGAUUGUGUGCCAGCGUCAUUUGUUCUGGCUGUGCGAAUUAAAUACAAAUAGAAUUCAGUUUCAAUGGUGAUAGUCGCAAGCAGAUAACAAAGUAUUUUUAAAUCAUUACAAAUUCUUUGUUUCAUCAAGGCAAUGAAAUGGCUACUUAAUUGACGUGUUUGUGCAGUUUGCUUCCGACAUCAACAGAAUGUCGUAUGAAAGCCAUGCCGUUCUUGUUGCAUUAGUGGGUGUGAUUUUAGGAUUCGGAUCUGCAGAUUCUGCACACGAAGGUUGUGUUUUUAAAGUAACCAACCAUACAACAGAAAACAAUCAACCAGUCCCUUUAUUCAACCAAUCAUCAGACUACGAACUUGCUAUUCCCCAUCAUGGAUUGAUUCACUUGCGACCCGGACAAAAUAUCAGCUUGUUGUGUUUUGGGAAUAGAAACUACGUCAGGCAAACCAACUCCAACAUAACCACAGUCACAUGCCUGAGAGGUGACAAAGUGCAACUCUACAAGCACUCCCAUAAGUUUGAGGAAGUUCAGUGCAGACACUCGGUUAGAGGGAACGUGAGGGCAACCGAUAAAGAGUGUGGAAGAGAUGGCGGCAGAAUUUACCAGAUUGGAUAUCCAGUUUCGAGAACGGAAUGGAUUACUUUGAUUUCCACCUGCUAUGUACCUGCAGAGGGGAGAACUCUAUAUACCAGACACACUUUAUAUGGAGAGGAAAUCAAAUACGCUUCAAAGGCCAAGUACCGGCCUGCUUGGAGUCCAUCAGGACAAUAUGAAAAUAUUACUGCCUCUAUAGCGUACCAGCAGGUCUAUCAGAAAGGGACUUUGAGCAGAAUAUUGGGGUCUUCAAUUUUAGCCAACAAUUUCAUCAAUAACAACUCUUUCUUCGCCAAGGGGCACUUGUCUCCACAUGCCGAUUUUAUUUUAGCAUCAGCCCAAUUUUCCACGUAUUUUUACAUUAACGCCGCUCCGCAAUGGCAAAAAAUAAAUGGAGCCAACUGGAAAAGCAUCGAAUCGACCGUAAGAAACCUGGGAAAGUUCUAUGGCACUUUGGAAAUUAUUACUGGAACUCAUGGAAUUUUAGCCCUGUUUGAUAAGCAGAACAAUCCUCAUGAUAUAUAUUUAGGUCAAAGGAAUACCUUACCAGUACCCAAAUACUUAUGGAAAAUCGUGCUAAAUAAAGCGACUCAAGAAGCCAUUGUCUUCAUAAUCCUCAACAACCCAUUCAUAGAGGCAGUGAACGACGAAGUAUUUUGCGAAAACAUUUGCGAACAGGUCGGUUUCGAUAAAACGUCUUGGAAAGAUCCAUCAUCAGGACUUGUAUUUUGCUGCACCAUCGCUGAGUUUCAGAAGGUGGUAAAAACUGCACCAAAGUUGGACGUUUCCGGAGUUUUAGUCCAACAAUCUUUGCUUUGGGAACCAUCAUUGCUCAAUGUCGUAUAACAUUUAAAGCCAUAUUUUUAUAUUUUUAAAGCAAUCCGGGCAAUGACAGCAUAACAAAAAGUUACCAAGAGCUAACUGUAAAGGAUCAUUUUAUAUUUCAUUUCUGCGGGUCUUUCUUUAACGCGAUCUCCCCAGGGAAAAACUGUUAAAAACUUUUUUCUGGCUUUUUCUGCUCGGGAAACAUGGAGAUGUCUUUUGGCAACGAAUUAUAAUUUUUUCGAAUUUGAACGACAAAAGUAAUGAAAUAUUUAGAUCACACAGAACAGAACAGGAGCAAGCCGCUUGCUAUAGACUUGCUUAAAGCGAAGAAUUAUGAAUGAACCAAAAAAAUUGCUCAAUUACUUGCUUGGAAAUACUAAAUGCAUAAGAAAGACGAAAUUGAAUUAAAUUCGAAAUAAGGGAAAUGUCGGGAAAAAAUGUGUAGAAAUAAUGAUUUAGAUGGUACUUCUUUUAAAUGAUGUUCAGUUGUGCUACUAAUAUUUUAAUCAUAUUCAAAUCAUUACUUUGUAAAGUAUUUUAAUAGUCAAUUUAGGUAUAUUAAAUCUACUUAAGUCUUUAA
Messenger RNA from Dendroctonus ponderosae (mountain pine beetle), 2017 nucleotides. RefSeq lists its product as uncharacterized. Gene Ontology annotation, cellular component: nucleus; mitochondrial inner membrane. Gene Ontology annotation, biological process: apoptotic DNA fragmentation. Bases 211 to 1458 code for a protein of 415 amino acids. The record is from RefSeq and is a predicted model, not a curated record. Gene Ontology annotation, molecular function: RNA endonuclease activity; nucleic acid binding; single-stranded DNA endonuclease activity. Lineage: Eukaryota; Metazoa; Arthropoda; Insecta; Coleoptera; Curculionidae. The transcript has 7 exons.